Molecule: messenger RNA, 3945 nt
Organism: Brassica oleracea var. oleracea
Lineage: Eukaryota; Viridiplantae; Streptophyta; Magnoliopsida; Brassicales; Brassicaceae
Product: protein CROWDED NUCLEI 1-like
Exons: 8
Coding region: 345-3638 (1097 amino acids)
Biological process (GO): nucleus organization
Cellular component (GO): nucleus
Source: RefSeq, a predicted model, not a curated record
GAGCCACACAAAAAAGGAUUCCAGCACAGCGAAGAAGAGAGAGAGAGAGAGGUUGCGUAGAGACGUUGCCGGACUUCAAACCAGUUUCGGUACCGGAAUUUAGGAACUCCGUUCAAAUCCGGAGCCUUCAGAAAAAAGAAGAAACCUUUCUCUCUGUUUCCUUUCUUAUUAUUCUAUUGCAAUUUACAGAGAGAGAGAGAAACAGAGUGAAGGCUGAAGUCAGAGGAGAUCGUUCUCUAGAUUUGGGCAUCUGGGUUUUCGAUUUCUGGAGUUCAAUUUCGCAAUUCAGGUCGUUUUGGCUGCUGGGUGAGAGAAAGUUAGGGUUUUUAGAUCUGUUGGAGAAGAUGUCCACGCCUCUGAAGGUGUGGCAACGUUGGUCUACUCCAACGAAAGCGACGAACCCAGAUUCGAAUGGGAAGGUUUCGGGCAUGGUGAGUGAGAUCCAGUACGAGGAUGAUCCAAGAAGAUUGCCUGAUAGAGUUUCAGAGCUUGAAAAAGAGCUUUUUGAAUACCAACACAAUAUGGGUCUCCUUCUGCUGGAGAAAAAGGAGUGGAGUUCCAAAUUUGAAGAGCUUCAAGAUGAGUUUGAUGAGGCUAACCAGUGCCUUAAGCGUGAACGUAACGCGCACAUGGUUGCGAUGGCAGAUGUUGAGAAGCGCGAAGAGGGGUUGAGGAAAGCUCUGGGGAUCGAGAAGCAAUGUGCAGCUGAUCUGGAGAAGGCUUUGCGGGAACUACGCUCUGAAAACGCAGAGAUCAAAUUUACAGCUGACUCAAAGCUGAUGGAGGCGAAUGCAUUGGUCAGAAGUGUUGAAGAGAAAUCUCUCGAAGUUGAGGCAAAGCUUCGCGCUGUUGAUGCAAGACUCGCUGAAGUUAGCAGAAAGAGUUCGGAGGUGGAGAGGAGGUCCAAGGAUGUGGAAGCUCGAGAGAGUUCUCUUCAACGAGAGCGCUUCUCCCACAUUACUGAACGAGAAGCAGAGGAGGCGAGUUUGACAAAGCAGAGGGAGGACUUGCGUGAAUGGGAAAGGAAGCUGCAAGAAGGAGAAGAAAGAGUUGCCAAGUCUCAGAUGAUUGUAAAACAGAGAGAGGAUAGGGCAAACGAAAGCGACAAGAUUAUCAAGCAAAAGGGAAAGGAACUUGAAGAGGCACAAAAGAAGAUUGAUGCUGCCAACUUUGCUUUGAAGAAGAAAGAAGAUGAUAUCAGCUCAAGGAUAAAAGCUCUUGCUUUAAGGGAGCAAGAAACUGAUGUGCUGAAGAAAUCCAUAGAGUCAAAAGAGCGAGAGCUGCUAGCUUUGCAAGAGAAACUGGAUGCCAGAGAAAAGGUUGCAGUUCAGCAACUAAUUGAUGAACACCAAGCUAAGUUGGAGGCAGCACAGCGUGAGUUUGAAAUGGAAAUGGAGCAGAAAAGGAAAUCUGUUGAUGACAGCUUGAGGAGCAAGGUUGCUGAGGUGGAAAAGAGGGAGGCUGAGUGGAAGCACAUGGAAGAGAAAGUCGCUAAACGUGAGCAGGCAUUAGAUAAGAAACUGGAGAAGCACAAAGAAAAGGAAAAAGAUUUUGAAUCAAGACUGAAAGGCGUAACUGGCAGAGAGAAAGCCUUGAAAAGCGAGGAGAAGGCAUUGGAAACUGAGAAGAGAAAACUGGCCGAGGAUAAAGAGAACAUUCUCAGUCUUAUAGCUGAAGUCGAGAAGAUAAAGGCUGAAAACGAAGUGCAUCUAGCAGAGAUUCGCAAAGAGAAGGAAGAGGUUAGAGUUACCGAGGAGGAAAGGUCCGAGUAUCUUCGUCUGCAAACCGAACUAAAGGAGCAAAUAGAAAAGUGCAGGUCUCAGCAGGAGCUGCUUUCGAAAGAGGUUGAGGAUCUGAAGGCCCAAAGGGAAUGCUUUGAGAAAGAGUGGGAAGAGCUUGACGAGAAGAAAGCUGAGAUCGAGACCGAGCUAAAGAAUUUGGCUGAUCAGAAAGAGAAGCUAGAGAGAAACACACACUUGGAAGAAGAAAGACUGAGAAAGGAGAAGCAAGAAGCUAUCGACAACAUGAAGAGGGAGGUAGAAACUCUUGAAGUGGCCAAAGCUGCGUUUGCAGAUACUAUGGAGCACGAGCGUUCAGUGAUCUCAAAGAAAGCUGAGAGCGAAAGAUGCCAACUGCUUCAUGAUGUUGAAAUGCUCAAAAGGAAGCUCGAGUCUGAUAUGCAGAGUAAAUUGGAAGAAAGAGAAAGGGAGCUGCAAGCCAAAGAGAAGCUGUUUGAGGAGGAGAGGGAGAAGGAACUGAGCAAUAUCAAUUACCUAAGAGACGUAGCAAGAAGAGAAAUGAUGGAAGUGCAGAGCGAUAGACAGAGAAUAGAGAAAGAAAAGAUAGAAAUUGAUGCUAGUAAGAAAAUUCUUGAGGAGCAACAGACAGAGAUUCGGAAAGAUGUUGAUGACCUUGUUGCUUUAACCAAGAAACUCAAGGAACAGCGUGAACAGUUUAUUAGCGAGAGAAACCGUUUUCUCUCUUCCAUGGAAAGUAAUAGGAACUGCAGCAAUCCUUGUGGUGAACUGCUUGCAGCGCUUCCUGAGAUUGACAAUCUCGAAAUGCCUAAUUUGUCAAAACUGGCAAAUGUUCUUCAGGAGGAAGCACCGCGGCAGGAGAUGAGGGAUGUAUCGCCAACUGCUACGGACUUGGGAGUGCCAGUUCAAGGUGGGACGGUGUCAUGGCUCAGGAAAUGUACUUCAAAGAUUCUUAAGUUGUCCCCAAUAAAAAUGGCAGACACUUCUGCUUUUGCUGACCAAGAGCCUCAGUCUACUGAGCAAGCUAACGUGAACAGUGGGCCAUCAGCUAUGCUUCCGGCCCAAUCCGAAAACGACACAAGAGAUGUCGAAGUCUCGGACGGUGAUCAAAGCAACAUCGACAGCAAGGCUGAGGAAGUAGCAGCAGAUUCUUUGUCUAAUCUUAAUGCGGAUGGUCAAUCACGGUUGAGAGGGAAAGCCAGGACCAGAAGGACACGCUCUGUCAAAGCUGUUGUGGAAGAUGCUAAAGCUAUCUAUGGGAAAUCUAUAGAAUUCAAUGAUGCCGACGAUGGAAGCACCGGUGAGCCUGGUCGUUCUGAUAAAGGUGGUGCUUCAAAGAACGGACGGAAACGUGGACGUGUAGGUUCGUUGAGAGCCUGUACUAGUGAGCAGGAUGGUAACGAGAGCGAUGGAAAAUCAGAUAGUGUCACCGGAGGGGAGCAUCAGCGUGGGAAGAGGCGGCAAAAAGUUGCAUCAGAGGAACAAGAAGAAGUGGUGGGACAAAGAUACAAUCUCCGUCGAUCCAGAAGGGUAGCUGGAAAAACUGCAAUUGGUAAGAAGAAUGAAGAAACUGGUGGAAUGCAACAAGAGGAGGAUGGUAUCAACUGUGCUCAAACCACUGCAACAGCAUCAGUAGGUGUUGCUGUUAGCGACAAUGGAGUAACUGCGAAUGUGGUGGAGAUUGAAGGAAUGGCAGACUCUGAGGAGACAGAUGCUGGUUCGCCCAAAAGAACAGGCGAGAGUGCAGCAGCUAGUGAAGAUGAUGUAGUGAACAGAACACCUGAAAGGGAGUACGAUGGUGAAGAAGAAGAUGAAUCGGAUACGGAACAUCCCGGGAAUGUCUCUAUUGGUAAGAAGCUCUGGACUUUCUUGACGACGUAGCCGCCAUCUUUGAUCAGAGGGUGUAGUUUGGUGGCCUUUGAUGUUGAUGAAGAACCAAUCUUCUUCUGUUGACGAUAUUAGUGUGUGUGCUUUCCACAUCUCUAGCUUAUCUUAGGAGACUUUGUAUCUUUUCUUUCUUUUUUUUUGGCUUGGUGUCAACUUUGUGUGGAUUUAUUUCACCAGAUUGUAGUGUUUUCUUUCUAGCUUUCUACCACUUUAGUUGCUAUCAUGGUUAAGAGGAUAAUUCUACACAAUUCUUUUGGUCUGUUUAAGAUGAUUAUUUGAUUUUAUGAUAGUGGUCUCCAAC